Molecule: messenger RNA, 1266 nt
Organism: Symbiodinium sp. CCMP2592
Lineage: Eukaryota; Dinophyceae; Suessiales; Symbiodiniaceae
Source: the annotation of a GenBank genome assembly
AUGUUGACCUUGAAGAAGAUGACGGGCGACGGCAACUGCCUGUUCCACGCACUUGCACACGGAAGCGAGGAAAACGGGGUGCACUUGCGAGCCCUCAUCAUCCAAUACCUCGAGGACAACGCGGCCUCCCAAGAAAACGAGGAACAAGUGGAAGCCUGGUACCAGGAGGCCGAGUACCUCCAAAGCAAUGCCAGUCACUGGGGCGGCGACACGGCCAUCAUCGCCUUCACCCUGAUGCGACAACAGCGCGUAAUCCUGCACUGGCGAACAGACGACGGUCACAUCCAGACAAGCGAGCGCACGCACACCGAAGUGCAGGACACGGCAGAGCGAUUCCGCCACGCAGGACAAGACAACGCGGAAAUCAUACAUCUCUGGUACAACGGAAGAGACCACUACGACCUGCUCGUGCCCAGCCAAGAGCAGCCGCCUGCUCCAGCCCCACGGGCAGCCAACCAGCCCCAACCGACCCACGACGAGGCAAGUCCACCGCCGCCGCCGCCUCCGCCGCCGCCGCCCCACCCGGAGCCCCGCCCGCCCAAGCGCCGCAAGACCGCAGCCAGCAGAGCCCAGAGCAAGCAGCAAGCCCCGGCGCAGGGAGCAGAAGAAACUUCCGAAGCAGCGCCUGCUCCCCCAGUGGAAGACGGGCCCACCCUCCUCGAAGAGCUCACCAGCAUGCCCGUCGCCGCGAAGGCCACCCAUCCCAGACGAAAGCUAGAAGACGCGCUCACGCGCUUCGCAAACACGCACCUGCGAGCCCAGCCACUCAUACCGCCCGAAGCCAAAGCCGAGAACGUGGACAGCGGCGAGGCCUGGCCGCAGGUCUUCUGCGCAUUCCGCGGGUGCACAUGGUCGUUACCUUCGGGAACCGAAAAACGGCUCCACCAGCACGUCAAGGACGCUCACGCGCCGGAGCUGGGGUUGGUGGCUCAGCACCUGCCCAGGCCCAUGCCAGCCGACGCACUCACCAGCGUCUACAACGAGGCCAUCGCGCUGCGAUGCAGGGAGGCCGCACCCGUCGCGGGAAGCUCGCGGGACAGAAGCGCGCUGCGCAGCUUCGCCGAGGCCACCAGCAAAGACAACGUGGAAUCGCUCAUUUGCUUCAGCUGCGCCUGCAUCCACCCACGCGUGGCCGACACGGCGGCCAGCGGCCGCAUCGACUGGCACAGACUCAUCCAGAGUCCGGCCUCCAACGACGGCAGCCACGCGGAGAGCACGGAGAGCCUGCAUGAGCUGCUGAGCAUGGACAGGUACCUCGAGCGCUAC